GAUUGGAGCGCCGGUCUCCUAAUCCUUGGGCUCGACUUUGACGCUGAAGUCCAAGGCGAGAGGCGCGGCACCGACGAGAGGGCCGAUCUCCUCGUCCUCGGGCUCGACCUCGACGUUGAGGUCGAAGGCGAAUGGCGCUGCAGCGAGGGGUGCGCCGGCUUCCACGACCGGUGGCGGCGAGUCGAAUCCAGGGACAGGACCGAAUCCCGGCGGCAUGAAGUGCUCCGGGUCCUCGUGACUUUGCGCCGGCGUCGGCGUCGGAAUAUCCAUGUACGCGUCCGGACCGUACCCCGGCGGGAACUCGUACUCUUCGAGUUCGGUGGACGGCGUCGGCGGGUUGAAGAUGGCGCCAUGGAAGUACGCUGGGUACGGCGGUGGUGCGAGGGCGGCGACGAAAUCAUCUUCUUCGCCGAGUAAUGGGGCCGCUGGCCCGCCGAGGAGCCAAUCCAUCGGCGGUAUCUGGAACGCCGGUUGCAGAGGAGCAGGCGGGCUUGGAGGUGCCGCUUGAAGACCGUGGGCAUUCAGAGCGACAGCCUGAGCACCGCGUCCAGUGCGAGGCGCGAAGGCCUGGCGUGGGUUGCCAUGGUGACGGCGGUUCCACACGAAGGGGCGACGACGGCCACCUAUUCCGGAGCGGUGGCGAAGGCCUCUGCCGUUGGUGCAACGACGGAAGACGGCCCCGCUGCCAUGGCGGCGGAAGAUGUUGCCGAAGCGACGAAGACGACGGCGACGGGCGAAGAACGGGCGGCGGUUCUCGCUUUGCAGGAAGCGAACAAACGCGGAUGCGAUGUCUGCGGUUUGGUACAGGUACUAGGGCCACUUCGAUGCUGAGUUUUCAAAGGACAAUUUCUUUCUGGAAAACAAAACUUUCUGAGUGGAAAGAAUUCAGGAAUACUACACCUAUAGGUAGAAUGGUAGUAAUGAGUGACAGCCAGCCUGCCAGUAGACGUGGGUGCAAUCAAGGAGUCUUUGAUUUGUUGAUUGGGUGUGUUUAGGACUGAUCUUGAUGAGACUUAACGAAGUCAUGUCUUAACUCAUAUGCCAUUUGAUUUUCAUGAAUAUUUGUGUAAUUUUUUUUGUUCGAUUACUUAAAUUUGUGAGAGUUAGAUGAGACUUUGUUAAAUCUCAUCUAGACAAGAAUUAGCAAAUCCGUUGUUGAUUAAUAAUAGUAUCUUUUGGAUUGCAAAA
Molecule: messenger RNA, 1188 nt
Organism: Hordeum vulgare subsp. vulgare (domesticated barley)
Lineage: Eukaryota; Viridiplantae; Streptophyta; Magnoliopsida; Poales; Poaceae
Exons: 2
Coding region: 417-995 (192 amino acids)
Source: RefSeq, a predicted model, not a curated record